Molecule: messenger RNA, 963 nt
Organism: Stylonychia lemnae
Lineage: Eukaryota; Ciliophora; Spirotrichea; Sporadotrichida; Oxytrichidae
Source: the annotation of a GenBank genome assembly
AUGCAGCCAGUGAAUUUGAUUGAUUAAAUAUUUGAUGUGGAUGUGUAUAUUGGUCCUCUAGAUUAUAAGAAAAUGGUUUUUACUUUAGACAAGACCAAGUAUUUGAAACUAUGGGACUUCUUGAAGCACAUAUGUGAUACGAUCAAUCAUAAUUCUGAACUGGUGUUAGUAACCGAGUAAGAAGAUAGAAUGAUAGUAGACAUUGAUGCUAUUGUGAAGGGUUAGACUUUAAAAAUAGUUAAGAUUCCACCAGAUAUCAAGAGAUUCUAGGAAAAGAUCACAGAGAUGUAUCAAUAACAGUAGCAAUAAAUGAGAAUGAUGAGAACUCCACCAGGCUAAGGGCCUCCCUAAGCAGUUAGCUCAACUAGAGGUGGUGGGAGUGUAUCUUAGUAAAACCAUAUUCCACCUAUCCCAUAGCAAAGGCUACCUCCUCCCCAAUCGAAUUCAAGUUUACAGUUAUUGCCAAAAAGAAGAGGAAGGCCGCCCAAUCCAGAUAAAUAAUAGAAACAUAUGCAAGGGGGUGACGCAGUCUAUUAGAAUUUACUUAGAAACCAGCAAGCAGCAAAUCUAGGCAAUGGAAGAUAAUUAUCUGGCUAUGAAUAAAUGAACAACAACAUCACUACCCCAACAGGAAAUCAAUAAUGUCAAUAAGCUUAAAGUGAAAGAUAGAUAUCUUAAACUCCUGGCAUUGAGGAGUUUUACGCUAUUAAGAGUAAUGAAAAGAAUGCUAUCUUUUAGAAAUUCAAGAGACUCAGCAAUAGCCGUGGCUUUGACUUGUAGAUUCCCAUUAACAAUGUGAUGAAUGGAAAGGAAUUUAUGAACAUCAGAUGUGUUAUCCCAGGGUGCCCUUUCAAGAUUAUGCUUUGCAGAGAUGCUGAAAAUGUGAUGAGUAGCGGCAAUUCGAAUUUCCUUAAAAUUGUCGAGUUAGCUGGAGCUCACAAUCAUCAAUUGAGAUAAUUUUGA